AAUGAGAGAGAAAGAGAAACAGGAGAGAGAAAGAGAGAGAGAGCGAGACAGAGCACUUGUAUAAUAUCCAGUGUAAUCUGGAUAUUUAAUUUAACAUUUUAUUUUGUAUAGAAAUAUUCUGCUGAUAGACUACAGAAGAGACUGAUAAAGGCUGCUGUUGUUAGUGUGUUGAUCGACUGAGUCAGGCAGACCAGAUGUCCAUGUUAAGACAACACUCCAGAAAGCAGGGACUGCUGAACCUCCAGAGGAUCACAGUUCAGCGGAGCUUGGAAGAUGCACAGGAGUCUGAAAGGGAACGCCGAUGCCGUGCGAGAGCAGCCAGUUCGACGGUGUCUGCACAAGACAGAUGCAAGCCUCAACUGUGCCAGGAUAGCCCGUGCGAAAGAGAGCAAGACUCUUUGUUAUCUCUGGAGGAUGCUGAUGUCCUCAUUGGUUUCUCACAACAUGUGGAGAAACAGAGUCAAACAAACAAUCUUCGAAAAGUGGAAGCACAAUUAAAUGCCCACCAACUGCAGCCUCAAUUCAACAGCUCCGCCCAACACAGUAAACAACAAAUAAAUGGCUCGAAUGGCCAUGUCAACUCUGCCCUAUGUUGCCUGACCCCACCUCCUCUUUCUCAGCAGCGAAAUGAGGACGGAGAGGAAGAUGAGGAUGAGUGGGUUGAGGCUGGUGAAUGCAGAGAGAAAGAAAGAGAAGAGCAGAGAAGUAGAGAAAGAGAGGAGUCCGGCAUGGUGGUAAUGACAGAGGCGAAAGGAAGGGGUUGGGUAUCGGAGACACCGAGGCAGGAGGACAUGCAAAUUAAGAGCAGAGAGAGUCAGAGAUACAACACAAGCAAAAGUGCAAGUAGUUGUCAUCACUGUCAUUUAAGCAAUCCCACUCUACUUCUUUCAGUGAGGGAAAAGAGGAAAGAGAUGAGGAUUACUUGUACCUCAAAACCACGCCUCCAACAGGAAGUAAGAUGUGAUAUUACUGCUCGGCAGGAAGAAGCUUUAAAGAGCAUGCCAUGUUUGGUUGAGGGAGAGCCUGUGACAGGGUUAGAGAUCAGUGAAAACCCACACCACAGUGAGAAGGAAGAACAGUCACUAUUUCAAGAAGAGACUGAAGAAUGGAGAAUGAAAGAGGAAACAGAAGAAGAGAGAGUGAAGAGGAUGAGAGAAGAGGAGAGGGAGAGAAAGAGAAGAGAUGUGAUGGAGAGGAUAAAAAAGCUAAGUUUGUCUAGCUCUGAAGCAGAUGAACCUUUUAGCCCUCUGAGUCCUACUCUCAUGGAUGAGGAUACAGAGGGUCUGACAGAAGGUUAUGUGUGUUCGAUUUCUGAGAGGACUGAAUGUCUGAGUCGCUCUGUCAAGAAUAGUAACAGCGUUAAGAAGACUGAACCGCCAAUGACCAUCUCUAAGAUUGAUAGCCGACUGGAACAGUACAACCACGCAGUUGAGCUGAGUGGUCAAGAAGCAAGAGACACAAAACAAGUUCUUAUGGACUUAGCAGCCAGCCCAGAACCUCUAGCGGCCCGGAAGAACUUGUUUGAGGUGGGAGAAACCUGGAACCAGAACCAGAAGGUUCUAUCCACUAAGGAUACUGAAGGCCUGAACGUGGGUGUGGCAGAUCUGAUCACUCAAUGGGUGAAGGGUAGCCCUGAUGUCCAUUGCAAAAGCCCCUCUUCCAAACCAACACCUAAUGAGGUGAAGUCUGGUGAUGUGCGACUCAAAAAGACCAUGUGGGAAACACUGGAGACAUCUUCAACAAAGAAACCAGAAGGGAAGGCAAGCUUGGGGAAGAAGUUCAAAUUUGUUGAGACUGGCCAUGGGAAAUAUGAAAAGGUUUUGGUUGGUGAUAGUGACAGUAUCAAUCACACAAAUAGAAAACAAAGCCAGUAGGACCCUGAAGAUCUCUGAAGCAAUGACACUGGACUUUCUUCUGAAUUAAUUCUAUUAAUUUCUCUAAAAAGUAUUAUGCUCAGCAUUGAACUAAAUGUCUUUUCUUUUAAGCCUUGCAAUCUAGAUAAGUCACUAAAUUUUAGCCUGAUUAUUUUUGCUCCUCUCUGUAUUUUGAGUCAUAUGAAGACACUGUUCACUAAUAGUCUCUGCUCAUUCAUAUUAUAAUGUACUUGGAUGUCUGCUGUCCAGUUAUUAACCUUGCAGUCGAAUAAAUUAUACAGGCAAAUCAAA
Molecule: messenger RNA, 2165 nt
Organism: Electrophorus electricus (electric eel)
Lineage: Eukaryota; Metazoa; Chordata; Actinopteri; Gymnotiformes; Gymnotidae
Gene: lsp1b
Product: lymphocyte specific protein 1 b
Biological process (GO): muscle contraction
Molecular function (GO): actin binding; myosin binding; calmodulin binding
Source: RefSeq, a predicted model, not a curated record